Lycium barbarum (goji berry) is the source of this 1553-nucleotide messenger RNA. Its product is annotated as serine--glyoxylate aminotransferase. Lineage: Eukaryota; Viridiplantae; Streptophyta; Magnoliopsida; Solanales; Solanaceae. The transcript is spliced from 6 exons. Gene Ontology annotation, molecular function: L-serine:pyruvate transaminase activity; L-alanine:glyoxylate transaminase activity. Gene Ontology annotation, cellular component: peroxisome. The record is from RefSeq and is a predicted model, not a curated record. Bases 190 to 1395 code for a protein of 401 amino acids.
GUCAGGUACAUAGUGGGACCCACAUAAGAAGGUUGAGUGGUCUCAUGCACUUGUUAUAAGAGUUUGUAUUUGUUGCUUUGCACUUUUCAUAUUCCCCUUUGCUUCUCUGCUCGGAGGCCUGAGAGCCAGUUACAGUUAUUAAGUCCAUUUCAGGCAUAAGGUUGAUUUUUGAAAUCCCAAAGGGAGAAGAUGGACUAUGUCAAUGGACCUGGAAGGAACCACUUGUUUGUUCCGGGACCUGUCAAUAUCCCGGAACAAGUUCUUCGUGCUAUGAACCGGAACAAUGAAGAUUACAGGUCCCCGGCCAUUCCAGCUAUGACGAAGUCCUUGCUUGAGGAUGUGAAGCAGCUUUUCAAGACUACUAGUGGAACUCCAUUUCUGAUCCCAACUACAGGAACUGGUGCAUGGGAAAGUGCACUUACAAACACCUUAUCUCCUGGUGAUAAAAUUAUAUCCUUCCUCAUCGGUCAGUUCAGUCUGCUGUGGAUUGAUCAGCAGAAACGUCUCAACUUUGAUGUAGAUGUUGUUGAGAGUGACUGGGGCUACGGUGCAAACCUUGAGGUUUUGGCCUCGAAAAUUGCAGAAGAUAAGUCACAUACAAUCAAGGCGAUUUGCAUUGUGCAUAAUGAGACUGCCACUGGAGUUACCAACAACUUGGCUACUGUAAGGAAAAUACUCGAUCACUACCAGCAUCCUGCUCUUUUCCUUGUUGAUGGAGUGUCCUCAAUUUGUGCCCUCGAUUUUCGAAUGGAUGAAUGGGGUGUAGAUGUGGCACUUACUGGUUCCCAGAAAGCACUUUCCCUUCCCACCGGGCUCGGAAUUGUCUGUGCUAGCCCAAAAGCUCUUGAGGCUACCAAAACUGCAAAAUCAGUGAGAGUUUUCUUCGACUGGAAUGAUUACCUUAAGUUCUACAAGAUGGGAACUUAUUGGCCGUAUACUCCUUCCAUCCAACUUUUGUAUGGUCUGAGAGCAGCUCUCGACCUUCUUUUCGAGGAAGGCCUCGAAAAUGUGCUUGCAAGACACGCUCGCCUCGGCAAAGCAACAAGACUCGCCGUGGAGGCAUGGGGCUUGAAGAACUGCACUCAGAAGGAGGAAUGGUUCAGUGAUACCGUCACUGCUGUUGUUGUUCCUCCAUACAUCGACAGUGCUGAAAUUGUGAAAAGGGCAUGGAAGCGAUACAACUUGAGCUUAGGUCUCGGCCUAAACAAAGUUGCAGGAAAGGUUUUCAGAAUAGGACAUCUUGGCAACUUGAAUGAGUUGCAACUGCUGGGAUGUCUUGCUGGAGUUGAAAUGGUGCUUAAGGAUGUUGGUUAUCCAGUGAAGUUUGGUAGUGGAGUUGCAGCUGCUAGUGCCUUUCUGCAAAAUUCCACUCCACUUAUUCCAUCAAGGAUCUAAUCCAAUCGUUAUUAAAAGUAUACAAAAGCAAUGCAUGUAAAUUAUUCUCGUCAUGUUACUUUUGUUCACUGUUCAGAUACUGGUUGAGAAUAUUUUUGUAAAAUUGAACAAUUUCCUUGUUCUUCUUCUGACUAUAUGUAUUUUCUUUUUCUUUGGAA